Stylophora pistillata is the source of this 9306-nucleotide messenger RNA. RefSeq lists its product as uncharacterized. Gene Ontology annotation, biological process: protein localization to centrosome; mitotic spindle assembly; centrosome-templated microtubule nucleation. Gene Ontology annotation, cellular component: cytoplasm; pericentriolar material; centriole. Lineage: Eukaryota; Metazoa; Cnidaria; Anthozoa; Scleractinia; Pocilloporidae. Gene Ontology annotation, molecular function: protein kinase binding. The record is from RefSeq and is a predicted model, not a curated record.
UUUGGCGCGAAGAUAAACUUUGUUCACACGGUCAUGGCCAUUUUAAAUCGAUUUUCCAUGUCAGUUAGCUGUAACAGCGAAUAUGUUUGAGUGGAUUAUUCCAUAAUGAAGUUUGAUGCUCUAGAAAGAAGGAAAUAAUGGAUUUGAACUUUUCGCAAGAUUCCUUUGCGUUCAGCGACAUUACUGGACCUUCCCAUGUUAGCGGUCUCGAGUCCUUUUCAGACUUUGACGCGAGUGAAUGCAGCGAGGCAUCUUUCGCUGAAAUUGUACCGAAUAAAGGCGUUGACACUGAUCUUGGAACAUCGGUGAGCGAAGAAAAUGCUGGUCAAACGAAUGGUUCUUUGGAGAACGGGAAAGAGUCAAGUGCUACUGAAAAGUCAUCUCUAGGACUGCAAGAACUGAACUCCAACAACAUCAACGAGUUCUUUGAAGCCAUUCACAAUGCAGAGUCACUUGGCUUUGCAGCUUUAAGUGAGAGUGGGAAAAGCUUGGCUGGAGAUGAGAGUUCACUUGGCAUUUUGCAAUUGGAUGGAUUACCAGACUUCAGCGACGAUUUUCAGACUGCACCCGAUUCUUCAGAAACUCCACUGACAUUAGAAAGAACUUUAGUUGGUAAUGAAGAAGACAGCAAUGACCUCGAUGAAGUUGUACUCGAUCACCACACAGAUGUUGGAAAUCAACCAGGAGAGGAUAUCCCUUUUACUAAUGGGUCCCAUCCACCUUCAGACCAAACUCCAGUUGUGAACAGGAACACAGUGCUGCAAUUAGAAGAAGAAAGACCAGAUACUGGUCAGGAUCCGGACACGUUUUUCAGUUCAAACAACGUACAAGCAAAUGAUAAUUUUCAGGAAUCUGUUGAUGACGAACCUUUACAACAUAGCUAUGGUCAAGAAGAGCUUGAUAUGAUGUUACAGAGGAGAGCAGGGAGUGGUGAUGGUGGAGAGCUGAUUGAUAGGGUGUCAUUGACAUCCAGUAUCAGUUUCAUUCAAUCACAGACAUUUCCUGACAGUAUUUUCAGUCAAAGCUUUGGCAGCAGCAGAGGGCUUGGGAGUGGAAUGGAUUCCAGAUCUGAAAGUGAUGGACAAGAAGAUUGUGAUGAGGUCACAUCACCGCCGCUACAUGGUGCAGGAGAUGGAAGUAAUGAUAUUACAGGACGCCCUGGUCUUGAAGGUGCUAACUCAGAUGUAGAAGACUUACAAAUCCAGAAUGGACCUUCCUUAGAUGCAAAUAACAGACAAGAAACACAGGCAAUAGAGUUGCGUCAAUCAGCAGAGGGUGUUGAUGUUCUCCCUGACAUUCUGGGUGAUGGAGGUGGCGGUGGUGAUGGCAGCAGUGGUAACAGUAGUGAUACAGAUGAUGGUGGCCCAGCCGGAGCAGCAUAUGCCUCCUCUAGUGCAAGCUCAUUACCAUCCUCAACAUUUCCUCCAUCAAUCACAUCAUUUGGAUUCAUCAACCAAUCAACAGGAGGUAACUUCCUGGGCACAUCCUCCUUACCUGUUAGCGAUGGUCUGACGGCAGGGAGAGGGUGUCCUGUUGGUGAUGCUGCUGCAGAAAGGUCUCCUGUCCUGCCCUCUAGUCCUCCAGAAUGGAUAAACGAGUUGCAGGAUUCAGUAACUAUCCCACACUCUUUACAAUUCCAAUCUUCAUCCACUCCCAUGGUUAGAGAGGGUGUACCACAGAAUUGUAACAACACAGGCACUCACAAUGAAACAUCAGCCUUGGAGUCUUAUUAUCUAAUGGGGCACAAUGUUGCCACGCCUCGUUCAAUAUGGGCAGAAGAUGGCUCUUUUCAUAUGUCUCAGCAGAUGUUGGGCAACCGACAAAGCAACUCUCCUGUGGAUGCUGAGUCCUUGAAUUUUGACCCUACCGCCAUUGAAGCUGCCCACAAUGUUUCACAAGAUAAGGAUAAGACUCUUAUUUCCAGUGAAACAGCAUUUGGAGGUCAUUCAAAUCAAGAAUCAGAUCAGAGGUUUGGAAGCUGGCCUGGUGAUAGGUCAGCUGUGUCUGCUUCAAUUAAUCAGAGUAGUCCAGACUUCUCAAUCAAGUUCGGCAAUAGCAUUUUCAGUAAUGGGGACUCAGCCAUUGACAGUUCAAAGCUAUGGAAGUCAACACCCAGAGAUGAAGAAGAAAACGGAAUGAGGUCUACACCUGGAGUUGUAUUCCAAGGCAAUCAGCGACCAUCUACUGUGACUGGACAAGUAGCUGUCAAUAAUCAGCUCAAGCAAGCUAGAACAGAACAUUCAAGUGGUGGAGAUCAUUCUACAACCCUGGCAUCGGGAGUAACAACUUGGAGAGAAGGAAAUUCCCAGGGGCUAGUGGAUCUAUCAGGUGAUCAGAAUGAUGUUGAUCCACCCACUGACAGAACCUUGACUCCUGGAGGAGUUGCAUAUGAUCCUUCUAUCCAACAAGCUGCAGCACCUUGGGAAAUUAAUGCGAUGGCCUCUUGCCCUUGGCCUGAUGGUUCAGGUGAAAUGCAAGACUCGAUGCUUAGAUCAAAUCCAUUUGAAGUAGGCUCCAUUGAUCAACACCCAUGGUCUUUUGGUGGAGGUGGAGGUGGAGCAUUAUCUGAAGAAGAUCAACCUUUAGGUAGUGGGAGCAAACAUUUCUCCUGGACAGGCUCUGAUUUUGGGUUUGAGGUGCAAGGAGAUGCAGAAGCAAUUAUUGCAGCAGGUGAAGAGAGUUUCAACAAGGAGCAUGAGCUUGAAAUUCCAUCUCACAGUGAAAUCAGUGAUACAACUAAAUUACAUGACUGGACUGUUCCUGAGAGUAAGUUCGUUACAAGACCAUCCCUGCUCAAGGUUGUGGGUAUCAAUGAUCCUAAUAACUUGGGAGAGGUGCGUAUUUCAUUUGGUGCAUUUCUUGCAGCAGGAUCAGGAGAGCUCGGUUCAUUGACUAGAACAAGUCCUGACAGACCCAGGCCUCAUUUUGGAGAUGACAAACCCAUUCUGACCCCCUCCCCACAACCACCAGUGAGAAUGAUCAGCAAACCCACUACACCAUUUGAUGAGUUUAUUCAAGAGAGCACUGUAACUGACAAUCUUUCAAAUAGGACAUCUGCAGAUGGAGGCAUCAAAGAGCCAUUGCAACAGCAACCCAAACAUGUUGCUAAAGAACCUCAAAAACACAAUCAGCUGAAGAAAGAAGAAAGUUUAGAAGCAGCAAGUGGUCUUGGAACCUCAAUGUCUUGGCUGUCUGCUGAUGCACAUUCAGAGGAACUUUCUUUGGAAAUGCAGAAGUUGAAGCUUGAUGAGCAGUUCAAAGUUGAUUCUACCUUCAAAAGUAGAAGUAGAACAGCAAGUCAGACUAGCUCACAGAGCAGUAGCAGUAAAGGAAGUAUCAAGAGCGUCAUCAAGAUAGACAGCUUUCAGAGUGCACAACCCAGUAAAAAUAUUGCUGGUGAUAGUAGAUCUAUAUCCAAGGAAGGGAAACGAUCACACAGAAAAGCAAAACAGGCAAGUCAGGUUGUCUCAACUAAUUCCCUUGAUUUAUCUUCAGGAUCAGAACUGGGCCUGCAACAAGAACUUCAAGAGUUGUACAAACACUCCAGUAGAAUAGGGUCUCCAAGGAGAUCAUCUGUUGGGGAUGCAAGUUCUGCUGCAUCACUAGAAAAGAUGACCCAAUUCAUCGCAAAAGCUAUUAAUGAAGAUCCAGAUGAAAUAAGAAAAAAAUUAACUGCAGUAGAAAAGAAAAAGUCCAAGGCCAAGCUGAGAAGGAAACACAUUUCAUCUUCUGAGGUUGAAUCGAUAUCACUCAAUUCUAGGACAUCUGACUUCAAGCCUGUUUCAUCCAGUAGUCCUCAAACAAAGUCUUCACCUGAAAAGUUAGUAGACUCAUCAGUAAAGGCUCAUGGGAUUGAGCCUCAUAACAAUUCUAACUCUCCAGACAAACUGGUGAGUUACUCAAUUGAGGAUAGUGUUUUUCGUUCACACGAUUCACCAUCAAUGAUCCCCCUCAGUAUGAAGGAGCUUGACUCCAAAGAUUUGUCUUUGGAACAUGAAUCAAUGUCUUCCUCUGAAAUGGGAAACUUUCAACAUGUUAUUCCUCAAUUUGGUGAAACAUACACACUUAGAAAAGAUUCAAAGGAAAAUAAUCAACAUUUUACUGCUCCUACGGUUGAUCCCAGGAAACAUAGGACACAUGAAAUUGAACAAAGACUGAACUGCUCUCUUCCUAAGGAUGCAGACCAUGAUAAUUUUUCACAUCCUCCUAUGGCAACAAGACAGCUACAUCCUUUAAUCCAAGAAAGCACCCUGUGGCAGUCUGAAUCCUCACCACCUAGGCAACGACUUGAGACAUCUGAUAGUGCUGUUGGAAGCAUGACUACCUCACUCUCUGAGGAUGUUGCCACCACCAGACAUUCGUGGCCAGAAGCAACUCCAAGGCGUUGGUACAAGACAAAGGAGGAUUCCCAUUGGGCUGCUAAGGUACAAAGUGGUGCCACCCAACCAGGUAGCACCACUGCAGCAGUAGGACUUGCGACCCAUAUUAUUCCAACUGAUGAUGUGAAGGUAGCUGUUCAAACUAGCAGUUUGAAUGAGGGACUGCCAUCCUCUUUGUUGAUACAUGGACACCAGCCUGCAGGUUUAGCCAACCACAAUAGCUCACCACUUGGUAUCCCAUUCAGUACUUCUCAAGGAAUUGUUCCACUUGUUAAUCAAGGGACUAUAUCACAUUUGUAUCCUGGUAGUGGCGUUACUGGCUCCAUUGGAUUAUCAGGAUUGGCAGGGCCUCUUUAUCCAGGAAAUGGCUUAAGUAUUCAGACACAUGGCCCAUUGUCACAUACAGCACCAGUUGGGUAUGGUCCAAGAAUGGUUCCUGUUGGCUCAGCUAUGUAUCCCAGUCAGGGACAUGGCUUACUGAACACUUUACAUGGUCAAGUUCCUCUUGUCCAUACUGUUUCUGCCUCAAUGGGACCAAAACCAUCAAGUUUAACACCAACUUAUGUCCAAUCUGUCAAUGUCAAUAUUCCUCAUAAGGAACCCACCCACCAACUUCCUUUACAAUUUCAAUCUAAUCCAUCAAAUAUUUCUGGGUUGCCAAAUACAUUCACACAACCAAAGAUACCUGCUUCCCUACCUUUCUAUCAACCUUCUUUCCAACAUGAUCCCAAUGGACUUUUGCAAGUAAGACCUGAAUUUUCACAAGGAAGAGUGCUACAAUCCCCUUCACAACUGAUUAUACCGGGAGAGAUAAAGGUUCCUCCAUUUUGCUGCGUGGGUGUCUUGACAGAAACGGUCAUUCCUUUGCACAACAGCAGCAGUCGAUGGAUGCAUUGUGAAAUUCACUCUGUCUUAUCUACUGUCAAUGGGGUUCAGGUACCUAGUACCAGUAGUGCAUUCUCUUGCCAGUUGAAAGCGAUCAUUGGCCCACAUACCACAGAAAACAUUAAGUUAAGCAUUGAGCCUAAAGAAGCUGGCACGCUCACCACACAGCUGCAAGUUUACUCACUCCCUGUUGUGUCUGAAGUUCCACAAGUAACACAUAGCGUGGGACCAGUGUUGGCCUUAGAAGUUGUUGCAGAAGAACCUCAAGUUGAGGUUGUUCUUGAGGAUGAAAAUUCCAUAUUCUUUGGGGAGGUUUCUUUUGGGGCAAAGCAAUGUCGACCAAUACAUCUUGUGAACAGAGGAAGAGCCCAAGUGCCCAUUAGAAUCAUAAUAUCUGCAAAUAGCAGCUCACUGAACUGUUUUACAUUCGCUGAUGCGGAUUUCACCCCAAAGACUGACGUUGUGAGAGGACCUGCAUCUGCUGGGGCUAAGGGCUCUGCGUUAACUAUCCACACCCUGUUUAUAAAGGGACGAAAAGAUUUGACUUCCAAGGUGGAACCUACUGUUGUGUGGCUUCUGUUUCAGUCUCCAAACAUGGGAGUUAAGAGUUCCACAUCAGUUGGACCCCCGAAUGAGUAUACUGCACGACUUGAUGUAGAAAUUGACAGUGCACUGCAAGGCCUGACCAUUUCCAGUGUUGCUCUUAAGGCCAUUGAGGGAAUAGUUAGACUACAUACUCCACAUAAAGUUCAGGUGUUGACUCUAAAAAGUCCAGUGGGGAAGAGCACAAGUUGUACAAUUCCUGUCAAGAAUGCUGGCAACAUUACAGCUAAAGUAAAUCUUAGGAUUGAAGGAGACUCCAAACAAUUCUCAGUAAAACCUGCUCAGUUACGCAUAAAACCUGAAGAGGAGUCAGAGGUUCAAGUCGUGUUCCAACCCACUGAAGGAGAUAAACAAGUGGAAAGCUUGGUUAUUCUGGCAGUCCCCAAUGGACCAGUGUAUGAGUUAGUACUGAGGGGAUCAGCUUUGCCCAAAGAGGAUGACAUGUUUGCUUUAUUAAGCAGUAAACCAGUUCUCUGCUGGAGUGGAGUGGCACUUGGAUGGUCUCAGCAACAGAAGGUGAUACUUAAAACAAGCUCUGCAACCCCAGUAAAACUUCAACUUAUGAUUGAGGGAAACCACUCGGACUAUCAGAUACAACCCAUGUUUAGCUCACAUGGUGGAAGCCCAGAGCAUCCUCAAGCUACUCUUGAACCAAAGAAGGAACUUCCUGUCCAUGUUAGCUUUUCACCAUCAUCCAUGGGUCUUAUCUCCAGCUCUCUGGUCAUCAGAUCCCUUGCUGGAAAAACAAAGUCUAAGAUACCACUGUAUGGCUGUGGUGGAACAAGUCAGCUGGUGUUAGUCGAUAUUAGGCAGUUGAGUGAAGGAUAUGUCACCAACAUUGGAGAGGUUUCUCUUGGAAAGAAGAAUUCUGUCAAAGUUGUGGUGAGAAAUUCUGGCACAAGGGCAGCUUUUGUCAAGGCCAUGUGUUAUUCAGAUAUCCAUACACUUCAAAGGUAUCCUUCCAGUCACUUGAAAAUUCACCCAGACAGUUUUGUUCUUUCUGAAAGGACUUCAAAGGCUGUGUUAAUUGAGUACCAACCUCUUGAGAAGGAUGCAAUCAAUUGUCGCACAUCUGUGAACUCUGUGGCUGUUGUGGCUUUUUAUACUGGAAAUGAAUUUUUGAGACGACAAUACAAGAAGAAUCUGUAUACCAGACCUCUUCAGCAUUCUUCUCAAACAAUAGAGAGAAGUCUUCUAUCAGGGAUUGACUUUACCACAGCUUUUCAAGAUGAAGAGAAACUUGUUGAAGAUGUUAAAUACCCAAAGGUGGCAAGCUGGGACAGUUUUUUCCAAGGCAGUGUGUCAAGAGUUCUGUUGACUUUGGUUGGUUCACCACCAGGAUCCAGUCCCAACAACAAACCGGAUCCCAACAGAUCAGUAGACAUUGUACCUGUCUCUGAUAAACAGGCUGUGAAAUCCCAGGAAACAAGUCCAGUUAAUGGUAAUCUUGCAGCAGAAUGUUGGACAGUUAUACCCGACUUCCUUACUUUGUCACCUAGUAAUUCAGAGGAUGACAAGAGUGGCAAAGGAUCUGAUCAACUUAGAAUACUUAACUUUUCUGACCGUUCAAUUGGAUUUGAGUUUACUUGGCCUGCACACUCCAUUAUUAUAACACCUGAAAGAGGAAAAAUCCCACCAAGGAGUCAGGCCAGAGUGUUGGUUAGUUCCAAGUCAAAUCUCUCAAGCUCUUCCACUCCUCUUCCUUGGGGAGGUACAAUUUAUUUGAAGUGUGAUGGUAAACAGCAGACUAUCAGAGUGCAGAUAAGAGAGGAAAGAAUUUUAGAGAGUUCACCGCAUCAAUCUGGUACAUCCAAUUUUCAGUCCAUACCCACCAUGGUCACAGGAAACACGCCACUUCCAACAAAUCAUCUGCCUCCCUUGAGAAUUAAAAACAAAGAUAUUGUGUUUGAGAGGACAAUGAUUGGAACUGUCACAACCUCGGAGAUAUCACUCACUAACACAGCAUCUGAGAACUUGACAUGGAACCUGUCUUCAGUGGCACCAGCUUAUGUAAAGGUGGAUGACACUGGAAAUAUUUGCAGAACCACGUAUCUUGCCUUCAGCAUGGCAAAACAAGAAGGGACAAUUCAGGCUGGAAGAACAGCAAAGAUUGUUGUUAAGUUUCAGCCAAGAGAUGCUGGUGAAUAUGAGCAAUCUUGGGACCUCAUGACCACAUCUGAUGCAAAUAAAUCAAAACAGAAAAUUUUUCUCCAUGGACAGGCUGUUGAUAGAAUUGGUGAUGUUGAGGGACAAGGGGAAGAUGUUGACACUUUUCUGCCAGCUAAAUCAAAAAAAGUUACUAUCAAAGAACCAUUGAGAUCCCCCAAGAGUGUCAAGAAAGGGCUCUAUGUUAAAGAAAAUGUGCUUCAAUUUCCUGUUACAGUAGCAGGAGCAACAAGUGAAGCACAGCUGAAAAUCUGCAAUGGUUCAGGAGAUGACCAAUAUGCGGUACGCGUCUCAUCAUUGAAGACACCUUUCUCUGUUCAGAAUUCAAAGUUUUCCGUCAGGGCUAACCGGUUUGUUCGACUACCAGUGCGUUUCUCACCAACUGAACCUGGAAAGUCCUAUGAGGCCUCAUUUGUUAUUACAGCUGACCCUGACGUUAUCAUCAAAGUACAGCUUCAAGGGUCCAGUUCUGUGUGAUUCAACUUUGUAGAACUGGCGAAUAAUAAGUUAACACUAAAUUUCUAAUAAGUAAAUAUUAUUUGUGUUAGAUAUUUUUACCCAACAUGUAUAUAAGAAAGUGAAAUUACAAAAUUAAUCCUAACAAAUUUCAAAAUUAAUAUAUUCCAUGAGGUGAAGGAAUACAUAGCUCCACAAUGUUGCCUGACCAUAGUGUGUGCAGGUUUUGUGUAGAAUUCAAGUUGUACUUAAUGAUGUAUCUUUACAAAUUCAAUGUUUUCCACCAAUAUAUCUAAACAUUAAGUGAAAACUUAACUAAAAAAAAAGUUAAGGGUGCUCAGCACCUCUUCUUUCUAUAAACUGUAUUCAGUCUAGACAGAAGACAAAGCUUAAGCAGUAACAAUAGUAUAGUUUCAUUCCAUAACUUAUGUUAUGGCUGCAGUCAGUAAUAAUGUUAGCCUGCAACCAAGCCCUCAUUGUUAAUGCUUUAGCAUGAACGUUUCUUCACCAGCUAUGUAGUACAAGGCCUUGAGCAAUGCUAUUGGGAGAGAUCUGUAAGGGUUCAGCUCUUCCAUGUGAAGUUAGGGUCUUCUAUAAACAAACUGAAGUUAAAAUUAACUCCUUUAAUAGUAAGUGUUGUGUUGAAUGAUGUAACUUAUUCAUUUGCCCUCAUGCACAGCAUGUUAAUGUAGUAUGUACAACGAAGAAUGUCAGGAAUAGAUUUAAUUAAUUCUACUUUGAAGAAAGAAUGUUUCACACUUGAAAAUGCCUUUAUUAUUAUAACAAGACUUCAAUAAAGUGUUUAUUUACAAACUCA